CAACUAUUGUGCCGCAUGGUCACAUAGGCUCUUACAUGGAAUCUGUUCAGCUGGACGUGCGCCCACCGAGGGCGCCGUUUUCCAGCCAUUGGUCAUGUCACCCUCAGGGAAGUUCCUGGCGGAUAUGCCUAUACCCGCACGAUAUGGCGGCCGAGCAAAGGCGGCGGCUCGCCGAACGUCUACCGCGCCACCGCACGACCAUGUACCUCAAAGGGACAAUGUUCGUGCCUCCCUCGACGUCCGAGCUAGCAACAGAAAGGUCCCGUUUCGCCGUUACUGAGGAGCCGUUCAAUCAGAGUUCAACAACAUCGGGUUAGCGUCGCAAAACCCCGUGUGCAGUGAAGACGUCCGCCCCGUCGAUCGGGCAUCGACACUUUUGAGCGUUGCACGGUCUAGAGCCCAGCCGUCCGGCCGUGCUCUUAUCCCCCGAGGCUCCGAGCCGGAGCUCUCGUUUC
Molecule: messenger RNA, 455 nt
Organism: Trametes versicolor FP-101664 SS1
Lineage: Eukaryota; Fungi; Basidiomycota; Agaricomycetes; Polyporales; Polyporaceae
Exons: 3
Coding region: 125-280 (51 amino acids)
Source: RefSeq, a predicted model, not a curated record